Malassezia japonica is the source of this 2016-nucleotide messenger RNA. RefSeq names its product RNA helicase. Gene Ontology annotation, cellular component: Ino80 complex. Lineage: Eukaryota; Fungi; Basidiomycota; Malasseziomycetes; Malasseziales; Malasseziaceae. The record is from RefSeq and is a predicted model, not a curated record. The transcript is spliced from 2 exons. The coding region runs from base 1 to 2016 and encodes 671 amino acids.
AUGGGGGAGAAAGAGGCGGAGUCGAGCGCCGCGCCGGUGAGCCACGGUAAAGGCACUGUGCAAAUGCGGAAUCAGCCCGUGAAGCGCUACGAUGGUGAGCCGCUGACGCGUGUCGACGUGCAGCAUGCGAUGCUGUGCUACUUAUUCGCCGACACGCGCCGCGUCUUUACGAACCCCCGCGCCGGCCCCAGGGGUCCUGCGACGUCGACGUUUGUGAAUGCGCUGGCGAACGAUGCGCCGAGCGCCGAGGCGGACAAGGGGCUGGUCGCGAGCCAGCCGCCGGCCGUGCAGGUCGGUGUCGCGGCCGCGAUCGGCGGCCCGUUUCCGACGUACGUCUGGCCGUACGGCCAGUCGGCCGGCUCGGCGCGCCGCAGCGACGAGACGGACGAAGAGCUCGCUGCGUGGCAGGACCGCCGCAAAGCGUACCUGCAGUGGCGCGAUACCAACUACCCCGACUCGAUCACGCCUUGCGCUGAGCUCGAGCAGCCGGACGAGACGUGGGCGCACCCCGGCGCAGAGAAGCUCACGUUCAAGGAGCUGUACCUCGAGGCGCUGAUGAACAGCAGCAAGUGCACCAAGAGCAUGCGCGAAAAGUGCCUGCUCGACGAGGAGUACGCAGAAGACUUUUCCAAGGUGUGCCUCCUCGUGAACGUCGGCCGCAUCAAUACGACCCUCGCGUUCUACCCCGAGAUGAAGACGAUUCUGCGCUCGUACCACCCCGUACCAUCGCUGCAAAAGUCGGACAAUACGCGCCGCAACAUGCAGGAUGCGCCUCGCAUGAAGUCGCUGCUCAAAGCAGUGCUGCUGCCGUACGAGCGUCCAGGGCCGCCGGGCGGCACCGCGACGGCGUCGGCGGCCGCGCGUCACACCCCGGGCGAGGACACGGAAGAGGUGCCGGGCGACAUGUCAGAAAUUGCACGCCGCCUGCGCCGCAACCGCGUGCCGCCGACGUCGGUCGUGACGCUCAUCUUUCUCCUGACGCAGCAGGCGUCCGAAGUCACGUCGCUGCACUUUCCGCAGCCGUUCGACGUGCACUCGCUCUUCUUUCCCCAGGCGAGUAACCCGCUGUCGGCGCGGCAGCGUGCCGAGGCGUUCUUGUGGCUCGUCUACCACUACCUAGAAGGGCCCGCGGCCAAGGUGCCGGGCGAGCCGGGCACCGAGAACCCCUUUGACGACGCAUCGUCGGCGGAAUCGCGCCGCGCCGCGCACGCCGCGUGGGAAGCGGGCGGACGUGUGCCCCUCUCUGAAACGCACCCGCUGUGGCGCGGCGUGCCGAAUCCCGACUACACCCGCUGGAAGGAGGAGCACGAGGUGGGAAGCACCGACGAGGAGAAGAAAAAGGCGCGGCACCGCGCCGAGGCCGCUGGAUCGUGCCCCGAGACCUACAUGCACCGCGCUCUGAUUCCCGCGCUGACACCUAUUUCCCAGGAGGCGUUCGCCAAGGAAGAUACCGACACGCCGGAGGAGAUUGAAUGGGGCAAGCAGAUGCAGCAAGAGCGCGCUGCGUUCCUCGUGCGCUUCCAGGAGGAGGAGCAGGCCAAGGUCCUUGCACAGGGCGGCAGCCUCGAGGACGAGGCGGCCGACGAGGCGAAGCCCAAGAAACGCAUCCACCCCGGCACGCAGAGCUGCUACCCCCUUGCGAAUAUCCUCGCCAAUGCCGCGGCGCAGGGCUCGAGCCAGGGCACCUACGGCCGCUCGGCGAUUGGGUUCGUCAAGCGUGCGCGUCUCUCCUCACGCCAGACGCACAAGGACUCGCGCGAGUCGUCCGUGAUGCAGUCCGAAGGAUCGAUCGAGCACGCCGACGGGCGGCGCCAGCCUUCGCUCUGGGAGCUCCCGCUAGAAGAGCCGGCGCAGGCCACGCAGACCUCGCUGCUCGACGAGACGUGGCGUGCGAUCCGCGCAUCCAAUGAUACCGAGGUCGACGACGAGAUCGACGAGCCCCACACGACUGGCGGCCUGGCAAGGAUGCUGCUAGUCCUGCGCCGCCUCCGCGAGCUCCGCCAAGAUAGCGAAUAG